Messenger RNA from Ixodes scapularis (black-legged tick), 1566 nucleotides. Its product is annotated as venom metalloproteinase antarease-like TtrivMP_A. The coding region runs from base 1 to 1566 and encodes 521 amino acids. Gene Ontology annotation, biological process: membrane protein ectodomain proteolysis. The record is from RefSeq and is a predicted model, not a curated record. Gene Ontology annotation, molecular function: metalloendopeptidase activity. The transcript has 14 exons. NCBI's taxonomy places the organism in Eukaryota, Metazoa, Arthropoda, Arachnida, Ixodida, Ixodidae.
AUGAUGCGGUAUGUGUUUCUAUGCGCUUUGUGGGCUUUAAUUCAAAAUGCCACUGCGAGAGGUGAAUCCCGAAACUUCGAAGUUGCUUAUCCAAAGCUUCUUGAAAGCAGAAGCCUUUCAAGUGAAAAAGUGAUCCACAUUAAAGAAGGCUUAACACUUAACUUAGAAAAAUGUUCAAUACUCUCAGAAAACUUGGUUCUAACAGACCUCAGUGGCAAGGAGCCAGUUGUAACUCCGAUGAACGGAAAAUAUAUGGAACGUAACCUGUACCAUGACAAAGAGAAAAUGGCGGCGGUUCAGGUGAAGGAGGAGAAUGGAGCUGUGGAAGUGAGUGGUGUCAUCAGCGACACUCUGAGGAUACUUCCUCUUCACCUUAUGGCUCGAGCUGAAGACGGGUCCAUCGCACACAAGAUUUUCCAAGUGGAUGCUCCAGCUCACCGUGGACAUGACUAUGUCGAAACAAGUAACAUUCAGCUGGAAGAGCGAUUUAAUGGACAUCAUUUAAUCCGUCCGAGACAAGUACAAGUUCCAGACCCAUUUUUGAUUGAGACACUGGUUGUCGCCGACAAGUACAUUUACCAAAACUUUGGCGACGAUGAACAGUUUGUAACAUAUAUCGCCACUUCUUUGGCAGCGGUGAAUAUCCGAUAUAGACGCAUAAGAAACCCAAGAAUACAACUGCUCAUAGUAAAUAUAGCUAAGGACCUGGGGUCAGAUUUUCUGCGACAUAUUUCAGUUUCAGAUCCAAGCAACGCCACUAAUACAUUAAAAAUCUAUACCUCAUAUGAAGAGACAUUACCCCGGUUUGCUAUGAAAUACAGGCACGCCACGUGCGACGCAGCGAUGCUCGUCACAGGGUUGGAGCUCGCCGAUCAAGAUGGUGCAGAUAUUUCUACCAAUGUUAAAGGUUUCGCACACCUUGACGGACUCUGCCGAGGACUAUCCCGCGCCUGUAUAGUGGAAGAUGUCGCUCAUACAUACUAUAUGGUAACUGUUGCUGCUCACGAAAUGGGACACUUACUCGGAAUGCCUCACGAUGGGAACAUUCCUGACUACGACUUUCCAAACGUGACAUGGGAACGAUGCUCGGCGACGUCGGGAUAUCUCAUGGCACCUUCACUUCUCACCGAAAAUGAAGGUUUUUUUUCCCACUGUUCCCUGCAACACAUGAGGGUUCUUCUACGACAUCACAGUGAAGGAUGUUUCGAAGUGAAGUCGAAGAAAGCCUUCCAAGCACCUGGCCAACUUCCGGGCGUAGGACUGGACAUGACAGAUUUAUGCAAGAAGCUACAUCCUGACGUCCCUGGAAUAAAGGCCUUAUCUAAGACGAUGUUAUCCAACAAAUGCCAAUUCCAGUGUUACGGAAAGGUGAAAAAUUCCCCAGUUUCCUUCACUGAACGCUUCGUAGAUGGAAUGUCUUGUGGAACUGGAAGGAUAUGUUUCAGAAGCAAGUGUGGGUAUUACAGAACUGAUAUGCCUCCGCUACCGACCUUGCCUAUACCCGAAACGACAACGACCACUCCAAACAAUUCUUCUUACGAUUACGAUGAUGAAGGCUCAGAUUAG